Molecule: messenger RNA, 2415 nt
Organism: Panicum hallii
Lineage: Eukaryota; Viridiplantae; Streptophyta; Magnoliopsida; Poales; Poaceae
Product: disease resistance protein RPS2-like
Exons: 6
Coding region: 1-2415 (804 amino acids)
Molecular function (GO): protein binding; ADP binding; ATP hydrolysis activity
Source: RefSeq, a predicted model, not a curated record
AUGGCCUUUUUGGCUGCUUGCCUGCUUCUGCACUCCCGCAUCGCCGCACGAGCCAAUGCCGGCCACCUGGGCACCCGGCCGCACGGCACACAGCAGUACAGCACAGCAGUGGCAAAGCGCGCGACCGCACCUCCAGCCUCCACGCCGCUGCCGCCGCAGCUCCGAUCCCGCGGUCCCGCACAAUGCUCAACUGCACGCUCGGCCUCCAGGCAUGCAGAACCAGAGCAGAACCGGAUGGAGAGAAGAGAAGAUGAAAGAGAGCAGAAGAAGAAAUAUGAUAAAGAUGACAGUGGGCCUAAGGGCAAAAUGGUCUUUUUAUACCUCCUCUUUGCUGAAAAUGAUUUGCUUAUUUGCAUAAUGCCUCCGUAUGGCCUUCUUGUCACCCUCUUCGUGAAAGAGAUGUGGAAACCAAUCAAAAAGGGCAUCGGAUACUGUCUUAAUCCUUUGACUCAUGUUGGGAAUGUGGAAAAGGCUGUGAAUGAUUUGAAUGAUACUAUAGAUGACAUUAAGGAAAAAAUUCAGGCAGGUGAAUAUGAGGGCAAGAGACCGAGUGCACAAGCUACAAGGUGGAUAGAGAAAGCUGAAUCAAUUAAAGAUGAAUCUUAUGCAAUCAAGAAUCGCUAUGUGGCCAGGAGCGUACAUGUGUUUGGUUGCUCCUGGAAUUGUCGCUCUAACUACAGAAUUAGCCGUGCUGCCACAAAGAAGCUGGAUGAUAUGUAUGAGCACAAAAAGAGAAUUCCCCAGGAUGGUAGUAUGUUUUGUUUGCUCCCAACAGCCGGUAGAGAGUUGCCUCUGCCACCUAACAUUGUGGGGCAAAACGACUACAAGGAUAAGAUUAUUGGUUACGUCAAACAAGGCACCAUGAGCAUAAUUGGGAUAUGUGGCAUGGGAGGCUCCGGCAAAACUACUCUCCUUAAACAAUUGAACAACAUCUUCAGCUGCUCUGCAGAAAUGUAUGAAUUCGAUCAUGUCAUUUAUGUGGAAGUCGGCCAACAACAAGAUAUGGAGGGAAUUCAGAAAGAUAUAGCAUCUCAACUUUGUCUGGUGCUCGGACGAGAUGAAAAUACAACAUCGAGAUCAGUAUCCCUUCAUAACUUCUUGAAGGAAAGGAAGUUUCUUCUUUUGAUUGAUGAUCUUUGGCAAACACUGGACCUGGAGAAGGUCGGUAUACCACAAGGUUACGGGAAAAUUGGUCCUCCAAAUAAGCAAAUGAUAAUAAUUGCAACACGUUUGCAGCAGGUCAUUGAUGGUAUGAAAGGGCAUGAUCACAUGAUCGUCUUGCAAAGUCUCAAGUUUAAUGAAGCAUGGAACCUUUUCGAAGCAAAUGCAGGUGUUCGAAUAACUAAUAGUACACAAAUCAUAGGUCAUGCCAAGAUCAUUGUAGAAAAAUGUGGAGGGCUUCCACUCGCACUCAAGAUAGUUGGCCAGGCUAUGUCAUCAAAAGAAAGUGAACAUGAAUGGAAAUAUACCGUGAUGUUGAUUGAACAAUCACAGUUUUACAAAGUUCCAGAUGCAGAAAUGGCCAACAUGAUAACACACUGGAUGGGCCAUGGAUAUCUGGAUGAAGAUGAUGAUAUCGAAAACAACUAUUUAAGAGGUCACGCUGUAGUUGGAUGUCUAAAAAGAGCUUGCCUGUUAGAAGAACAUCCUCGACGGCGGAAGUUUUUGGCAAUGCAUGACCGCAUCAGAGAUCUGGCUCUUUGGAUUGUGGAAACAAAACAAGGAGAUGGAUCUAAUAAAACGUGGCUAAUUCACGGGGUUCCUUCAGGUUUCUUUAGCACUGCUACAUCUCUCAUGUACCUGGAUCUAAGUCGAACUAAUAUUACAGAACUCACAACAGAUAUUGGUGCAUUAGGGAACUUGCAGCACCUUAAUCUUUCAGAAACACCAAUCCAAUCACUGCCAAUGGAGCUGCAGCUGUUGAAAACUUUAAGAUACCUAUAUUUACGAUUUACAAAACAUCUCGACACUGUUCCAGAUGGGACCAUAUCUGCACUAAGCAUGUUGAAGGUGCUAGAUUUAUACAGAAGUGGCUCUUGUCCAAAGGAUAAAGCAAGGGCCUACAUUAUGGAGUUGGAAAGUUUGGCCAGCCUGCAAAUUCUUGGGUUCACAGUGGCUGAUUUGGAUUCACUCUGCAUGGUUUUCAAUCUGCCCAAAGUCUCCUUGAGAUUUCUUAGAAUACAAGAAACAGAAGGGCUGAAAUGCCUCGUUGCUUCACCUAGUCUUAUCAGCAAAAUGAGGGCUCAACAGCUCGAGAGGUUGGGACUGGAUGGAAUGGGAAGUUUGGAGGAGUUGGUCAUAGGUGAAGCCGACGUGGAUUCAGAUUGGUGCUUCCAAAAUAUCCGGCUGCCACAAAAUCAAGACACUGCCAUGGAUCAAGAAGCUGCCCUGUCUGGAAGAGCUAUAUUUGAUUGA